CUCUUGUCCAGCGCCAUCCAAUGAGAAUACCGUACACAUUGCUGCCCUCUGAUUGGUUCUUUCCGUUAGUAUCUACGCAAAAACAUACAAUCAGCACGCAGCUUUACAAGAAAGAUUUGAGCGACGAUUUAUAUACUUGUUCCAAGUUUUUAGGCGUCAAGCGGAAUAAUGUAAAAGAAGGCUUUCCAGUCAGUGUAAACACAACGAUCGGUGUAUUCUGGAUUAAUUUUCGUUGGGAAAGUGUCACGGAAGAAAAAUAGGGAAUAUCGAAGUGCGCGUGCGCGAGAAGCAACGCUGACGCAGACGGUACGUCAGCUGUUUUGUUAGAGAAUCGUACUAUCAUCAUAGAAAACGUCCUGCCGCGAGUGAAAGGUCACGGCGCGUCGAGGAAAAGCUAACGGAACCGUAGUAAAAGCCACAAAUUGUCUGGAAAUUUAUUCUGUCGAGAAGGAGCAGUGUAAAGGCGUCCGUCCGACUAUAGUGUUCUGUGGUACCACUUCGGGAGGUUUUAGGACGUUCCGCUUCCUGGAACAGAUUGCAGACUCUACUUCCAGAAGAGAAAUAUGGCACAAACAACGAGCAGCGCACUAAGGGCACUUGCCCUCGAAUAUAAAAGCCUUCAAGAGGAGCCCGUCGAGGGAUUCCGAGUAAAACUCGUUAACGAGGACAACAUGUUUGAGUGGGAAGUAGCUAUCUUCGGGCCCCCGGAUACGCUUUACCAAGGAGGAUACUUCAAGGCACACAUGAAGUUCCCGCCGGAUUAUCCGUACAGUCCACCCAGCAUCCGAUUUAUGACGAAAGUUUGGCACCCGAACGUGUACGAGAACGGAGAUCUAUGCAUAUCAAUCCUGCACCCGCCAGUAGAUGAUCCACAGAGUGGAGAAUUGCCGUGCGAGAGGUGGAAUCCAACGCAGAAUGUCAGGACGAUCCUGUUGUCUGUGAUCUCGCUUCUGAACGAGCCGAAUACGUACAGCCCUGCCAACGUGGAUGCAUCUGUGAUGUAUAGGCGCUGGCGUGACUCCAAGGGUAAAGACAAAGAGUAUGAAAAUAUCAUAAGAAAACAAGCGCAGGCAGCAAAGAUGGAAGCUGAAAAGGAGGGGAUCGUCGUGCCGGUAACGUUGGAGGAUUAUUGCAUCAAGACUCACGCGAGGCCAGCCGAGCAACAGCUGGACAUGACGGACUUCUACGACGACGAGUACGAGCUGGACGACGACGACGACGACGAGCAAAUGAGCGCCAGCGACUACGAAGACGGUGACGAUAGUGACGUGCCACCUAAAAUUCAAAAAGAACUUACUCGUCGUUAGAUGUUUAAGUAGGCUCGUAUCUUAGGGCGACGUCGAGACGAUAUCGUGCCGUUUUUUGUCACUAUGUAUUUUCAAACGUGAUCAACCAUCCAAGUCCGUUGAUUUAUCAUGCGUCAUCAAUCCUCGUUUGCCUUUCGAGUCGCUAUCGCUUUGAUCCGCGAUACGUGCAUGAUUUUCCACUCGAACGGCAAGUAUCAAAAUUCGAGUUGCACUUCUGUAGAUCAUUUAACGAGACACAAGGAGAAUGUAACGAAUAAUUCCAUGGAGAGGGAAAAAAAAAAAAAAAAAAAAAAAACGUACACGUGGAGAAGUGACGUUCAAAUGUGACGAAAUCUCGUGAAAUGAAAAUAACGAAUUCUCUACCACUCGGAAUUCUAGGCUGAAUGAUAAAAUCGUUGAGAAUGCCGUGUUUAUAAGCUCUUUAACUUAAGCAAUAUACGGUAUGAAAAUAAGUACUUUGUUAGAAGCACUGUGCUUGUUGUGUUGUGAUUGGCACGUCGAUCUUUUUAACUAGGUGAAAAAGAAAAAAGUGAAAAAGGACCAAUUGAUUUACCUCGUGGUGAUUCAGCGUUCGAUAAAAUUAAUCGUAAACGAAAAAAGUACAAUGAUUGGGCUGGCUCAAAUCUUCUUUAUCCGUGUGGCGUAAUUUGAUAUUAUCAAAAUGGGUAUAUCAAUUGAUCCUGCAUUUCAAAUCUUCGAUGAACGUUUGCAUUAAAUAAAGUAAAAAAAAUUUCUCCGUUUCGUAUAUGAUUAUUUAUGCUACAGAGCCAAAAGUUUGAAAGAAAUUCGGAUGUGUGAGAAAGAAACAAACUGCCAAAAAAGACCUGUUAAACAUUCUUCGUAAUCCUAAAAUUUUUUAUUUAAGCUACGCUGUUUGCUAGUACUCCUUAAUUCGUUUCUUUUCUGUUCGAUUAAAAUUUCGAAUGAUCGAAUCCAUUUCUCUCUCUCUCUCUCUCUCUCUCUCUCCCUCCCCCCCCCCCUCUCCCCCCUUUCUUUUUUUAUACACGCAGAUUUAUAUAAGUAUUAGUCUAGAUACUUGUACUUUUUGUUUACCAUAUACUUACGAGGAUUGUCUUUUGCGAAUUUAGUGUAACGUUUUUUAGGGCAGGUCUUUAGACAGCUUGUUUAUUAAUGAUUUUUAAACGUAAACCGUACUACGAACGACAUGAUGUGUUUUUUUGUUUUUAAAUUUAAGUGAAUUUUUGAUUAUAUAUAAUGUUACUAAAUUCUUUUGAGAAAAAACACUGAACUACUUUUAUGACUUCUACGUGCAUUGCGCUGCAUCCACAAAAUUACUUUGGCUUGUAAUAAUUAUUAAGAUCUCUUGAUGUUAAGUAUUAUCUUUCACACGGGGACGAAGCUUUGUAGGUGAAGUUAAACAUAAGCUUACUACUUAAGUGAAAGGAAUACCGGAUACAGCUAACCUACACUGUGCUAGUGUGUAUCCGUGCUUGUACGACUGAAAUUGUAAAUAGUACAUGAAACCCAAUCUUAAAGACAUGAAAUGUGUAAAUGAUACUUCUAUCUUCGUUCUCUAUUAGCCAUUUUAUUAAAAGACCAAAAUUAAGUGUUGAAAAAUGUUAAACGGUAAAAUAAAAGCAAAAGAAUAUUUAAAUUUCAAUAUUGUCUAAAGGAAGCAUAUACUCAGCGCCGCUUGUAGUGAUAUAGAGAAAAAAAGAAAAAAAAAAAAAAAGUAAAUAUUCCCUAGUUCCUUGA
Messenger RNA from Frieseomelitta varia, 3023 nucleotides. RefSeq names its product ubiquitin-conjugating enzyme E2 R2. The coding region runs from base 564 to 1307 and encodes 247 amino acids. NCBI's taxonomy places the organism in Eukaryota, Metazoa, Arthropoda, Insecta, Hymenoptera, Apidae. Gene Ontology annotation, molecular function: ubiquitin conjugating enzyme activity. The transcript is spliced from 8 exons. Gene Ontology annotation, biological process: protein polyubiquitination; ubiquitin-dependent protein catabolic process. The record is from RefSeq and is a predicted model, not a curated record.